Messenger RNA from Odocoileus virginianus texanus, 2620 nucleotides. The record is from RefSeq and is a predicted model, not a curated record. Lineage: Eukaryota; Metazoa; Chordata; Mammalia; Artiodactyla; Cervidae.
AUCUGAAAGUAGAUCAUCAUGGCGAGCCCAAGGAGACACACAGAUGACUGGGUUCUGCAACCUUUCUGCAAUAAGCCACCGAAGAGUCAACCACACAUACUCUCUCCCUGUCUAUGGACCCUUCUCCUCUUCUUGCUCAUGGGGCAAGGAGCCUCUGAAAAGGACUCAGCCUCAACAGUGGUGAAAGGCAUUCUAGGGGGUUCAGUGAUUCUCUCCCUGAAUAUUUCAGUGGAUGCAGAAGUUGAGCGCAUCACCUGGAGUGGUCCCAAAGACACUAUUGCUUUAGCAUUCCCAAGUGGAGAGAUUUUGUUUUUAGACAAAAGCUACCAAGGGCGAAUAGACAUCCCAGAAAACAACUCUUUGUCUAUUAACAAGCUGACUCUGAAAGAUGCUGGUUCAUACAAAGCCCGGAUAAACCAAAAGGGAUCUGAAGACAUCAAUGAGAGAUUCAUCUUAUAUAUCUAUGAACAGCUGCAGGAGCCCCAAGUCACCAUACAGUCUGUGAACAUGUCUGAGAAUGCCUCCUGUAUCAUCACUCUGGUAUGCUCUGCGGAGGGAGCAGGGGGAGAUGUUCAGUACAAAUGGACUUCGAGAGAUCCUCGUGCUUCUGAAUCCUGGGGGGACCCUACUCUCAUCGUCUCCUGGUUGCCCUGUGACGCAGACCUACCAUACACCUGCACAGCCAAGAACCCGGUCAGCCAGAGCAGCUCCUACCCUGUCCAUGUCUCGCAGUUCUGCACAGAUCUAGGAGCCUCCCGAGGAGGAUCAAUGGGGGAGACGGUGCUAGGGGUCCUGGGGGAGUCCAUCACCCUGUCCCUGGCACUCCUGGACAGUCAGCACGUAGACAAUGUUGUCUGGAUGUUUAACACGUCUAUUAUCAGCAAAGAGUGGAGAGGAGAAGGAAUAGCCAAUCAACUCACUGAGUUCAAGAAUCCGGAUCAGAGCACAGUGUGGGUCUCAAGCCAAGACUACUCUCUAAAGAUUAUCCAGCUGAAGAUGGAGCACGCUGGCCUCUACCAUGCCUACAUGUGCUCAAAUGCCAGAAUUGCCAGCGUGAAACACAUCAAUCUGCACAUCUACCAGAGGCUGAAGAAGCCAAAAGUCACGAGGAGCCUUGGGCUCACAAAGGACGGCAUCUGCAAGAUCAGCCUGACAUGCUCAGUGGAGGACAGUGGACACAAUGUGACAUAUGGAUGGGCCCCUCUGCCUAAAGGAGCUGUCAUUUCCCAAGGAGGAGCUCACCUCAGCAUCUCCUGGAUAAGUGGAGAAAAACACCCCAACUUCACCUGCAUGGCCAGCAACCCUGUCAGCAACAGCUCCCGGCAGUUUCUUUCUAGGGACCUCUGUCCAGGUUGCUCCCCAUCUCUGUUCAGCCAGACCUCAGAGCUUUGGGUCCUUGGACCUAAGAGUUUUCCUUCUGAGCAGUUCUUUAUGAAGUGCAGCAAGUGGAGUGAGAUUUCCUUUGUUGUGCAAAAGNGGGUGGAGAGGGAGGAUGGCCAUUCUGUUCUGUUCACAGUUUACCCUAACUCUCUUCUUAUUACUUAUACUAAUAUCCCCCAUUUCCUCUUCACAGGACCUGAGAGAAGCACAGAGUUUUGGAUUGGGCUCUCCCUGGUGGUUCUUUUCAUCCUUCUGGGCUUUGGGAUCUCUGGCUGGUGCUUUUGGAAGCAAAAAAGACGAUGUUCAGCCGCAGCUUUCAGUUCCAGUCAAGCUGAGACAUCAGUUGACACACCAGAGCCCACUGCUGGCCGCAUACCAUACUCCAUGCUUUCCCAAGGGUGUGAGGAGCUGGACACUUUCCCUAAGACUGCCAGGCAUGCCUCCGACAGCAGCUCUGACAGCAAUGGAACAACUGAGGAGGAUGAGGAGAGGACAGGGAUGCACCAGCCCAUCAAUGGAAGAGACCAGGUGUGUGACUCGGGCACUCGGGAGGACGCCGGACUUGACUCGGACUCUGAGGGCCAAGCAGAGUAUGAUCUCGUCACUCCAGAUAACAUGGCACCAGCACUUGUGGUUGAAGGGGAAACGGUGUACACACAAGUGUUCCUUAACUUGCAGGGAAAGACUCCAGUUCCUCAGAAGAAAGAGAAUUCAGCCACAGUCUACUGCUCUAUACAGAAACCUCAGAAGGUUGUGCCACCACCACAACAGAAUGACCUUGAGUCUCCUGAAAUACCUACCUAUGAAAAUGUCCCCUGAAAAGAAAGGCAACUACCUCCCUCAGUGAGGUUAGAGAGGCUGCUAGACCUAAUAAGGCCUGGGCCCCUGCAGACAGAAGAACUUCAGAAUUUCCUUCAUUGUCUCAGAUAUGCCUGCAUUUGGGCCUCCUCUUUUUCUCACACCUCGUGACUUCCCAAAUCCACCAACAGAUCAGAGGCUGAUCAGACAGCCUCUGGGCUCUGUUUGUCUCCUAUGCUCAUAUUGUACAACCUCUUAGCUCAGAUGCAUGCCUCAAAACUCUGCCAAGGCUCGUCAUGUCGUCAAAGAGGACCACGAUCUUCACAUGGUCCUAUAAACAGCUGCUAAGAUAAAUCUAACAGAUAAUCUCACUUAUGAACUCAAAGAUCUAGGUGAAAUCAUGGCCACUGUAGUAUUUUUUUAAAUAAAAGACUAGAAAUAA